GAAGUGCUGAAGUGGCAGCCAUCUGGCAAACCUCGGUGGUUUCAUUAUUAAUAAAUGUCUAAAUUACUAUAAUUGUUGUGCAUUUGAAGUAGUAUCUGGUUGAACUAUCUCAGUUGUCACGCUGACAAAAGUAUGGUGCUUUAAAUAUAUCAUUAAUCAUGACUGAACGCGGAAAUGAAAUGCUGCAAAGGGCGACCAGGGAAAAACUGGAAAAGUUCAACAAAAUAAGGGGUAAAGAGGUGAAUCCUGGAGAAUUCUGGGACCUUGUUGUUCUCACAGCUGUGGAUGAAGAUCAGAGAGUUUCUUAUGAACUUCAGAUCAAAGACAAACUUGGCAGAAAAGAACUACCUCUUGGUGUUCCCUAUCACGUGUUUGCAGAUCCACCUGGCUGUAAAAUCGGAAAUGGAGGUUCAACUCUUUAUUCACUUCAGCACCUUGAGAAAAUGUAUGGCAAGGCCUUAUUUUCAUCCAGAGUGAUCCUGAUCCAUGCAGGUGGAUUCAGCCAACGUCUGCCCAGUGCCAGCGCUUUGGGAAAGAUCUUCACUGCCCUUCCAUGUGGAGAACCUCUGUAUCAGAUGCUGGAGCUCAAGCUGGCUCUGUAUGUCGACUUCCCUGUCCACAUGAAGCCAGGUUUGCUGGUGACGUGUGCAGACGACAUUGAACUCUACAGCAUCCCAGAAGGGCAGAGCAUCAAGUUCAACAGAUCCGGUUUCAUGGCUUUGGCCCACCCUUCUUCGCUGACCAUCGGUACAGGGCAUGGGGUGUUUGUGUUGGAUUCUGGGGAAAACUCUGGAAUCUCUGAGAUGGUAUAUACGUCCUGCCAGCAGUUUUUGCACAAGCCAAGUGUUGAUAAAAUGCAUAAAACAGGUGCAGUUCGCAGUAGACAGGACAACUGUGAGUCUGUAAGCGAUGCAGAAUUUGUGUACACAGACAGCACGUACUAUAUGGACUACUCUACUUCAAUGACUCUGCUGAACGUGCUCAAAGAAGUUGAGCCAUUAACCUGUGAGGUGGAUGCAUAUGGGGACUUUCUCCAGGCUCUGGGGCCGGGAGCCACUGUAGCAUACACUAACAACAGCGCCAACGUCACCACGAAGGAGAGCAGCCUGGUGGACAUCCGGCAGAAAAUAUUUAAUCGCCUGAAAGGCACCCCUCUUAAUGUCAUCCUGCUCAACAACUCAAAGUUUUACCACAUCGGUACCACCGAGGAGUACCUCUUUCACCUGACUGAGGAUCCUUCUCUCAGAGAGGAACUAGGCCUUCUGCCCAUUGCCUUUAGCGUCUGUGACUGCAAAGACCCGGGGUCCCCCGUGGCUUGUGUUAUGCACAGUGUUUUGCAUCCCAGUGCGGUCGUGUCCCCAGGGUCAGUAGUGGAGUUCUCCAGGCUCGGCGCAGAUGUUACAGUAGGUGAAAAGUCGAUCGUUAGCGGGUGCUGGGUUGACGCAGGACUGUCAGUUCCCUGCCAAACCUUUAUGCACUCACUAUCCGUCGACCUAAAUGGGAGCGUCGGGUUUGUGACGGUCGCUUUCAGCAUAAAGGACAACCUCAAGCUCAGUGUAGCCAGUCCUGCUGAAGCGAGUUCCCUGAAGUACUUUGGAGCAAGCCUAGUGGAGUGUGCAGAGCGCUGGGGCCUGUCUCUGGAGAGCCUGCGUUUCUCUGGAGACAAAUCUGCAUGCAGCCUGUGGAUCGCCUGCAUCUUCCCAGUCUGCCCUGACCUGAGGAGUUCAGUCUCCACGAGCCUGCAGAUGGUCCUGGCUCUGCGGGGAAACUCCACAGUCCCGACGCUCAAGGACCUCAGGCUUGUCUCACUGCAGGAGGCCCUGCAGAACAAAAACCUGGAGGAGAUGCUGAGGUUCAGAAGGGGCCUCUAUGAGGACAUUACGAAAGAGAAGUAAAAUAGAAACAUUCGAUCGUGUACGUUGGCCAAAUAAUGAUGUUAUGUAAUAGUGUGUGCAUAAGAAAUUUCAGAAAAAAAUGGGAUAAGGUUUCAUUAAUCACAGCCAAUAUUUUUGCAAGGCUAGAGAGCUCAGAGUUUUUUCCAUUUUAAAUGUCAUUCUUUUAGUAGAUGCUUUUAUCCAGAGGGAAUCAGUUUGUGUGUCCUUAGGUUUUGUACUGGGCUGGUAUACUGUAUAAAAAAGAACAUGUAUAUUUAAUGUAAUUGAAAUCAGGUUUAAUAUAAUACAAUUUGUUUGGUUUAAAUCUUGACGAAUGAUCAUGGAAGUAUUUGAUUAUUGAAGAAGAGCAAAUUAAUGAUGAGUUAUUUAUUGAAUUAAACAACUUUCUUAAACGAAA
Molecule: messenger RNA, 2292 nt
Organism: Clupea harengus (Atlantic herring)
Lineage: Eukaryota; Metazoa; Chordata; Actinopteri; Clupeiformes; Clupeidae
Gene: fpgt
Product: fucose-1-phosphate guanylyltransferase
Molecular function (GO): transferase activity, transferring phosphorus-containing groups
Source: RefSeq, a predicted model, not a curated record